CCCACUGCAUCACGACGAUGUCUUGACAUGGGGAGUCUGUUACCAUUUGCGCUUCGACGUCAUAAGGUUCACAUCCUUAAGAACCUUUAAUCAUGGACACGCAGUCGCCGUCAAACGCAUACGAGGCUGUUAUGGAGACUCCCAAGAAGAACCGACCGAGGGGCUACGACGACGUCGACAACACCAACAAUACGAUCCUCCUACAGAACGACACACUACUCGAUCAGGAGCAUGUGGAGCCAGACGUCAAACUACUGGCCAUCCCCUUCAUGGCCAUCGUGAUCCUCAGUAACGGAGCUCUCAUCGGCUUUAUGGCCAUUUUCCUGUCUGAAGUCACUAUGGGCUCCAAGAUCAGCGACCCCGUUGGGUCCUCCAAGAACGCCGACAAAAAAGUCGAGACCUACCAAUUACUCAAUGGCUACAUCUCCGCUGCAGCCGGAGAGCUACUCAACUUUGCCUACUUUGUCUUCCUCGCCGUUAUGGUCACGUACUUUGGGAACCUCCCCUGGCAUCCAGGCCAGAACGUUCGAGACGGUCGCGGUAACGUCAAGAAGGCAGUUCUCUGGUGGUUCACGCCUUUCAUGAUGUACGUCGUCAACGUCGGGAUCACUUCCAUGAACAUCAAGCACAUUAUCGUGGGCGUUGAGCACAUUUUCGUCCAAGACGACCUCGUCACCGCCAGUACCGCUCCCAAUUCCACGACGUCCGGUUACGACGUUCAGAACACCAUUUUGAGGACUGCGGUUCUGCAGAAUAGUGACCCCUUCAUCAUCCAAUCGGGCUCUUCCUGUCUGCUCUCCGACACUUCUUCAGUUAGUGAGGCCAGUCUUGAGAUCAGUAUCAACGAGAGCAGUUCCAUGCCCACCGUCAAAGGUAUCGACUCCACUUCAGUGGGUUUCGGCUUCACUAUUAACUCGUGGAACUACGAGGCGCUUCCCUAUGGUCUUAAUGCCACGCACUCUGUAAAUCUUACAGCGGGAGACCUCCCUACUGACGCCUUCUCUGAAUUCCAAGCAACUACUGGGUUUGAUUUCUUGACUGGAUACGAGAUGUUUCUACAGGGUAAAGCUCUGUUUGAGAGGUCAGUGUCAGAUGCCAACGUCUCGGCCGAAUACCCGUGCUCUUGGGUUGAUGGAAAAUACGAAGACGACAACUCGGACCAAGACGUUUUCAAUACUUUCGACAACACCAGCGAGUACGCGAACAUGCGGAAAUGCAACGGGGCAGUCAGUUCACUGCAAAUGUUGACAAACGCCACGGAUCCUUCGACUCACAAUCUCGAGUCUUUCGUGAACAUUGUCCUGGAUGGAAUGAACAUAACGCUGAACCAAUCGACCAAAUUAUCACUUGAUGAGACGACCUUCCUCUUCGAAACGUACAAAAUAUCGGAUCAAUUGAAUCUCACCAUGAUGACGCUCGACAUUCCGUUGGAUCUGUCGGUGCAGUACCGAAAUCUGAGUGCAGAUUGCACCGCCAACGGCACCCUGUCGCCGGAUGUAUACGACACGAGUCUGUAUACAGCAGAUCAACUUGCUCAGCUCGCCCAGUUCUACUGCAACACGACGUAUUAUCUCUACAGCAGCCCUGCAGCCACCUGUGGAUCAUCCAACUGCAUUUUCCUGGAUCAAUCGGGCAUGGCCGCGUUCAAGAGGCAGGUUCUACUCUUACCUUACUUGAAAGGCUGUAAGGUGGACGACAUGUCCUACGGCAGCGACUAUCUCAAUUUCUUGCCAUCCGGGUGCACAGCAGAGAAGGACUCAGCUUUUCUCUAUGGGGCAGGAACGUACAUUUCAGGUGACGCCUUCAAUGAACAAGACGCUCUUCCCUUCAUGAUCAACCCGAGACGUCAUCUCAUGUUUUCUUUCGCUAAACUCGACUGGCAACUGGAAGACGUGAGUAAGAUGUUCAAUGCCGGGUGUGAAGUACCAGGAGGUUGCGACGGUCUUGUUCAUAAACUCCAGAAUGGUACGAGCCCCAGUGCAAAAUCUGUAUCGGUUCUUGUGGUUGGGAACAGUACAAUUCCCUCCGAGAGAAUGGACGCCAGAUUCAUUAACCCCGUGCAACUCGUGACACUCAACGCACAACCACUACUGUAUCCGAAGACCAAGGAGCGUCACUUGUGGGAAUACGUUCAAAUGGACCGAUUUGAUGAAGUGACUUGGGCAGAUGCAAAUUUGGGGGAAUUAAACUGCUCGGUUCUUGUGGAUUCCUUCAUCACUCAAGUGGAGAACAACCACUAUUAUCUGGACGACCCACGCCAAGUAAUGUACACAUCUGCGUUGUAUUAUCUGUUUCAAAACGCAGCGACGAAAACGGUGACGCUGGGUGACAAGCCUGAUGGAGCGAGUAGUUUGUACAUUGGAUCUACUCGUCUGAACGGCGAUACGGAGCGGAAGAAGAUCAAAUAUUCCAUUCCGUUGAGCUCCGCUAUCGCCACAUUCAUCGGCAUCGCGAUCGUCAUCGGGUUUUCCUUUAUUGUGGUCAUUACACCCAUCGAUCGAGUCAUGACCUCCCGAGAGACGAAUUUCGCGGCUCGCUACACUGAUCUAUUGACGAAGGAGGACUAUCCUCCAGAAGUUCACAACUGCAACUUGCGAGUUCCAGGUGGAGAGUUACUCCCGAUGGAGGACUGCACUGUCGAGAGAAUUACGCUACACUCACUGGCUGACGAGUCUGAGAAGGUUUUCUUGUAAGGUCAGCAAUGUAAUGCAAUAAAAGUGUCAUUUAUAUGGAUUUAAUCAAAGAACUGGUUCCCUGCCAGACGACACUGAGGCUCGAACCGCGUUGAAGAGUAGAUUGCCUCGACAUGCGAGACGGUCGAUGGUUUCUUGCAUUUCAAUCUUCGACAAGGG
Messenger RNA from Phytophthora nicotianae INRA-310, 2852 nucleotides. RefSeq lists its product as hypothetical. NCBI's taxonomy places the organism in Eukaryota, Oomycota, Peronosporomycetes, Peronosporales, Peronosporaceae. Bases 93 to 2693 code for a protein of 866 amino acids. The record is from RefSeq and is a predicted model, not a curated record. The transcript has a single exon.